GGGUUAUCUGCAUCUACACUCUAUUCUCUUGUCUCUUCUUUAAAGAUGGGAGUGUCCUUCCGUUUUACUCCACUGCGGCGAGCUCUUUGUUGCUUCCUACACACCACCCCACACAACCGAGGCACUAUUUUGGAGCAUGUUUCAUGCUGGUUUCCAGCAGCGGAUACAAAUGUGUAUGUUUCUUCUUCACAAAGAGGCGUGAAAAUAUAUCUUUGUUCAAUCUUUCUGAGCCAUGGCGCCUCUCAAGGUAAUAGUCAUUGGUGGCGGUCUUUCAGGAUCUCUUAUUGCGAACGGCCUUAUCAAUCACAGCAAAGCCCCGAUAGAUGUCGUGGUUUAUGAACGCGACGAGUACGACGCCAAUCGAGGGGGAUAUCAAAUCCGGUUAGGUGCUGCUGCUUUAACUGGCUUUCGAGCAUGCCUUACUAAGGAGCAGUACAAUUCUGUGCUUCAGCGUUUCGGAAGAUCGGGAGGUGUCGUGCCAUCCGCACCUGUGUUCUAUGACUCGCAGCUCAGUCUCGUUCUCGACCUCCGCAAGUAUUCGGCGUACACGAAGUCAGCCCCUAUCAAUCGAGCACUUCUCCGAGACUUGUUGCAACAGCUGUUGAGAGAAAGAAACAUCCUACAGUACGGCAAAAAGUUUGUUCGCUACGAGGCCCUCGAUAGCGUUACGCAAGGUCUAUCGGGAGUUAGGGCACACUUUGCGGACGGAACGACGGAUGAUGCGGAUAUUCUCAUUGCAGCUGAUGGCAACCGGAGCAGCUCCAAUACACAGAUCGGAGCGUCAAAUCUUGUCGAGUUGACUGAUAGACAAGGCUUUCUAUCGAAAGGAGCCCUGCCGCCGUCGUUGUUGAGCACCCUGCCCCAGCAAUUGAUCGAAUCUGGGAGCAUUGCAUGCGCUUCCAAAGGCGUUAUGGCAUUCAUGUCCGUCUAUAUGCCUGACAAACAAGUGAACAUGGAUGACCGGGGGAACGACACUGACACCUUGAAGAAGCAGUCAAUUUACAAUGAAGAAGAAGCCUCUAUCAUGGUAGGGUUCAACUGGGCAUCUACACCAGACAUCCCCAACCUAGAGGCAGUCGUGGAUAGAAAGUCUCUGAUGCUCGAAAAAGUCAAAAAUUGGCAUCCAGGUUUCACCGAUAUCGUUAACGUCGUGAGCGAAGACGACAUCUACAUUGUCAAACCCCGUGUGUCCACUCCUAUCUCUCUAGGGUGGAGAAAGAAAGCUAAAGCUGCUUCACCGGGAAAUUUCGAGGUCGGGCAUCCUCAAGUGUGGCUGCUUGGUGAUGCAAUCCAUCCAAUGCUACCAUCUCGUGGCAUGGGUGCAAAUCAGGCUUUACAUGACUGCGCAGAUGCUCUGGAGCCCCUUUUACAAUUGGCAGAACUUAAAUCGACUAGAGCACUAGAAUAUGAGGACUAUGAGAGGGCUGUCACAGAUUACGAGGAUAAGAUGGUUCCCCGUGCUUUCGAGUGGGUUAAAAAAAGCGGAGGGACAUCUCAAAGUUUCCCAGACACAGACUCAGUCUGCGGGAAGCUAUUUCUGUACUUUAUGGCGGCGGCAUUGAAUGUUGGAGGUGCAUUCACCACGAUAUCAAAAGCAGUGGGCUGGUCCAAGGAGUAUGAUGCACCCGAGCUUCGCUGAGGACGACUGUUAGUCACUCACAUAAUAUAGUUAGUUAUAACUUAGUUAACAACAAC
This is a messenger RNA of Eremomyces bilateralis CBS 781.70, 1695 nucleotides long. Its product is annotated as FAD/NAD(P)-binding domain-containing protein. The transcript has 3 exons. The coding region runs from base 233 to 1639 and encodes 468 amino acids. NCBI's taxonomy places the organism in Eukaryota, Fungi, Ascomycota, Dothideomycetes, Eremomycetales, Eremomycetaceae. The record is from RefSeq and is a predicted model, not a curated record.